Atta colombica is the source of this 909-nucleotide messenger RNA. RefSeq lists its product as uncharacterized. Lineage: Eukaryota; Metazoa; Arthropoda; Insecta; Hymenoptera; Formicidae. The coding region runs from base 1 to 909 and encodes 302 amino acids. The transcript is spliced from 2 exons. The record is from RefSeq and is a predicted model, not a curated record.
AUGACGCGGCACGACGACGACCCGACCUCCGGGUUCCGUUUGCCGUUCGGUCGUUCCGUUCGACCACGUUCGAUGUUUGACGAGUUCGACCCGGUACACGCUGCGUUCCACGCGCAUUGUGUCGUUAGUCGUUCUCAACCACCGCGUCGAGAACGCGUCGCAAUCAUGCCGGUCACGGCAGAACGCAGCAAACUCGAACAAUUGUGCGCGUGCCAGAAGAAGAAAAUAUACGCGCAUCAGAAGAAAAAACCGAGAGACCGUUGCAAGAGGAAGAGGCAGAUCUUCGUAUACAAUACGGACGAAGAGAUCUGGCACGAGCCCUACAUGCAAUCGCUUCACCGUGAGUUCUUGGACGGGUAUGUGCUAUGCGACUCCAAAAUCGAGCUACCCUGGAGGGAUAUCGCCCUGCGAUCGGCGAUGAGGAUUCGUCCCGACGCGAUGGCUGUCAAGGCCGAUCAGGAAUCGGACGAGAGUCAGACAAAGAUCAUCGAGAAGCGAGACUCCAGUGAAACCAUGAUAUUGCCGUGGAAGGACCUGCUCAUCACGGAAACUCUGCGAAGAACGUUGGACGAGCCGGAGAUUUGCGACUCCUCGGUGGAGAUACCCUGGGCCGACCUGGUGCUGGAGAAGCCGGUGGAAAUACGACCGUCGUGGGAAGAACGAACCUGUGCGACCGAUGAUGUUGAGAUUCCUUGGAACGAGAUCCUAAUGCCGCGGAAUAUCGUUAUCAAAUCCGAAAGGAAGCGAAAACAUCCCUCGUCCAAACAACCACCGCGACCGCGUGGUUCUGACGCGAUAUGCAUGCCUUGUGGCAAGCCUACCUGCUGCACGAGAAUCCACGCGAAAACUCGGAUAAUUCCUUACAAGAACCCCGCUGCGGAUUCCAAUUGGACUACUGCCUGCAUGUAG